AGACUGCUGUUUGGUAAACCGAGUUAUUUUUAGAUUCUUCUUUUUCUUUCUUACACCGAAAAAAGCGUCAAACUUGAAACCAUGAGUUUUGAUAGCAUUCCUCCUAAAUCGGAUGUCAUGGGCUGGGAUCCACCUCACUUAGCUGACUUUUUGAGACGGCAAAAUAUGACUGGAUGUGAUAAGGUUAUCCUGAAACAUGGAAUAAAUGGGCAGAGAUUUCUGAAUAUGACUGAUAAUGACCUUCAAAAGUUCCCCAAACUACAUGCCCCACUCAUCUCCAAAAUCUCACGGGAAAUCAACAAAAAAGAGGAGAAGAGAGGAUUUUUCCAAUUAAGAACCUCUGCACCCAAGUAUCAAGAAGCAGAGUUGCCUGUGGAGGACCAAGGAUGGGGUUCUGAAGAGUUUGAAAGCGAUGAUGAUUACGAGAGUCCGAAUUCAAACGAUGAAGGAGAAGGCAGUGGUGGAGAUUAUGAAUCAGCAGCAGACGCUGGAGGGGACAGCGAUAAUGACUACGAGCCACCUCCGAGCGAGCCGUCUGAUGACCUGCAGCAUCACCAAAUCUGUGCUGCCAAACACAGCAACAGCGAGUACAUUGACCGGUCUUCAGUCAAAAGCCAGCCACCAGUGCCACCAGCACGGCCUGGGCCUGGAGCUGGUCCUCCCCUUCCUGCUAUGCACCGUCCAAAUAUUGGUGGAGCAUUCUCAAGGAAAGAACAGUCCCCUCAACGAAAUCCGAGGCCUCCACCUCCUGAUCGCAGUAAAAAACCAGGGACACUGGAAAGAGGAGCGAAUAACAAAGGUACCUCAAAUGAGAGGAAUGUCAAACCGCCGAUGAGGAAUGCUUUGGAACCUCCAAUGAUCAAACCUCCUUUACCAGCUGGAGGGGCUGGAGGGGUGCGGAGAAGUGCCUCCUCUGUGACUCCUGGUCAAUCUUACAACAAACAUUCACCUGAUCCCAGAAAUGAGAGCUUAGAUGACGGUGCCAGGUCCAGCUUCACCUUUCCUCACUCCAAACAUGCUAGGAAUCCAUCGCCGAGACCACACGGACUUGGAGGUCUACCUGACAAUAUUAAUCUGACUGCAUCUCUUCCAUCAAGACUGCACGAUGGAUCGAAAGGGGGGAGCUCAAGGAACCCACCACAACAACCAAUGAGGCCUAAUGAACUGGAUCAGGGCAUGGACAGUGCAUGGUAUGUGGGACAGGUUACACGUGGUCAGGCAGAAGGCAAUCUGAGACACGUAAACAGGGACGGAGCAUUCUUGGUACGGGAUAGCUCGAAAGGAUCGGCUACCCAGCCUUACACACUCAUGGUUCUUUACCAGAACAAAGUCUUCAACAUUCAGAUACGCAAAACAAGGGAAGGCUUCCUGCUUGGUACUGGCCUUAAAUCUUCGGAGGUCUUUUCAACUGUCAGUGACAUUAUCAACCAAUACAGACAGAUGCCACUGCUGCUUAUUGAUGCUAAAAACCGUGGAACAGGACAACAAAACCAGUGUGCUCUGCUUCAUCCUGCUGGAUUUUGACUCUAAAGGACAACAUAACAGAGCAGCCAGUUAGAUCACACUUGAUAGGGGAGAUGAUGUAUGUUUCUGUAUGAUUUAUUUUUUAUUUUUUUGCUGUCACAGGAUAUACAUCUACACUAUAUGGACAAAAGUACUGUAUCUGGCCAAACCUGCAAUGACAUUGUAUCCAAAUACAUAUACUUCAAUAUGGAGUUGGUCCCCCUUUUGCAUUUAUAACAGCUUCCACUCUUCUUGGAAGGCUUUGACAGGCCACAUGAUUUUGGAGUGUUUCUGUGCCUAUUUAUUCUGUAGAACAUUUAUGAGGUUAGGCACUGAUGUUGGACGAUAAGGCCUGGCUCGCAAUCUCUGUUCCAGGUCAUCCCAGAAGUGCUCGAUGGGGUUGAGGUCAAGGUUCUGUGCGGGGCAAUCAAGUUCUUCCACACCAAACUUGUCAAACCAUGUCUUUAUAGUCCUCGCUUUGUGCAAUGGGGGACAGUCAUGUUGGCAUAGAAAAGGGCCUCCCCAAACUGUUGCCACAAAGUUGGAAACAUAGCAUUGUCCAACAUGUCUUGGUAUGCUGAAGCAUUAAGAUUGCCCUUCACUGGGGAUAUGGGGCAUAAGUGAAACACCUAAAUUCAAUAAUUAACAGGUUUGACCAAAUACUUUUGUCCAUAUAGUGUGGUCAUGGGAAUGUGUGUGCUGUUCUUUACAGCUUGAUGAAUAAAAGUAUAUAGAGAUAUGUACUUUAAGAUAGAACUGGAGACUGGAUAACCAAAACAAUCCAGAACAAGUAACCAAGUGCAUAUUGUCAGUCAUGGAUUGAUAUAAAUUUAUGAACAUAUUAUUUUCUGAUUAAUCUUUUUAAAUAUUUAUGUAUUUGCAUAUAUAGUCGAAAAAAAAACAGAAAUGCUUGGAUGUGUUAGAUUUUUUGGGGGCUUAAAUAAAAUUCUCUGCAACUCUAA
This is a messenger RNA of Clarias gariepinus (North African catfish), 2465 nucleotides long. RefSeq names its product lymphocyte cytosolic protein 2a (gene lcp2a). The record is from RefSeq and is a predicted model, not a curated record. Gene Ontology annotation, molecular function: protein binding. NCBI's taxonomy places the organism in Eukaryota, Metazoa, Chordata, Actinopteri, Siluriformes, Clariidae. The coding region runs from base 82 to 1524 and encodes 480 amino acids. The transcript has 21 exons. Gene Ontology annotation, biological process: cell surface receptor protein tyrosine kinase signaling pathway; intracellular signal transduction.